AUGGUUACUGCCGAUCACAUUCGUGCCAUCUUUGAGCCCAUCGCUCGGGGUGAUAUGGCAUCGUUCUGGCCUCACGUUGAGCCCGAUGUGGACUGGACCGUCAAGGGCGCUCACUGUAAGAUCUCUGGACAUUACAAAUCUGUUGCAGAGUUCCAGCAGGGCACGAGGCCUCUGUCCUCGACAUGGGCUGGACCGUUGCACUUGGUUGUUCAAAAUAUUAUUGUUGAUGGUAACCAAGCCGCGGUUGAGCUCAAGGCUGUGGACACGACAACCAAGAGCGGAGAUCCAUUCCCCAACGAGUACACCUGGGUCCUUGGUUUCAAUGACAAUGGCAAGAUUGCUACGGUUCGAGCUUACAUGGAUACCGACCUUGUUACCCGUGUUAUUGAAAAGAACUCGUAG
This is a messenger RNA of Fusarium keratoplasticum, 402 nucleotides long. RefSeq names its product SnoaL-like domain-containing protein. The record is from RefSeq and is a predicted model, not a curated record. Lineage: Eukaryota; Fungi; Ascomycota; Sordariomycetes; Hypocreales; Nectriaceae. The coding region runs from base 1 to 402 and encodes 133 amino acids. The transcript is spliced from 3 exons.